Molecule: messenger RNA, 4193 nt
Organism: Phytomonas sp. EM1
Lineage: Eukaryota; Euglenozoa; Kinetoplastea; Trypanosomatida; Trypanosomatidae
Source: the annotation of a GenBank genome assembly
UUUUGCGUGAUUAUGAUACAUUUGUGCUGUAUUGGGUAAUAAGGUGACGUCGAUAGUUGUUAAUAGUUUCGUAUUUUAGCCACAUCGGGCAGAGAAAAAAACAACAACAAUCAAAAUUUAGUUUAUCAAACAAUUCGAACUCGGCGAGUACUUUUUCCUUGUAGAUGUCGUUGCACAGCUUAGAUCACAAUAAAACUGAAACGGAAUUUGCGUUGGUUAGUCAGAAAGACUACCAAGCCACCAGUAAAGAACUGGACGAGGAUAGUAGAGUGCUAAAUGGGGACAUUAAUGAAACCUUUCUACUCCCACUCCACGAAAACCCUUCCCAUUGCUCACCUUUCUUGGCUAUUUACAGGUGCGCGCUUUGUGCGGGUAAUAGUAUUAGGAGAUGUCUUAACAUUCUCAGCUCGCGUGUGCACCAUCGGAAUCACCUCAUGAACGAGAUCAAACCUCUUGAUGACGAUAGUGCCAACGCUUUCCCGGAUAAUACUGUUUCGAAUACUCACUACAGCAUCCACACCUUUCUGUUUCUAAACCUCUACGAGCAGUUUCGACGACCUCUUAACUUCUAUUUUCUUCUCGUAGCGGCGUUGCAGUUUAUCCCGAGCAUCGCCCCCGUGAGCCCGUUAUCGACGCUCAUCCCGAUCCUUUUCGCGUUUACGUUAACCGCGAUAAAGGAAGGUUGCGAUGACGUCGAGCGCUAUCGACAUGAUUGCAAAUAUAACGCGCGGUUGCGAUUAGUUCUCGAUAAAUUCUCAGGGCAGUGGUGCUACAAAAAAAACGCCUCUAUUCGGGUUGGCGAUGUUAUUAUGUUACAGAGGAACGAAGAUAUCCCGUGUGAUGUAGUUGCCAUCGCCUCGAGCGCGCCGAAUAUUUACAUUCGAACUGAUAAUCUAGACGGGGAGAUUGAUCUGAAGCUACGUGAGGUUGUUACACCGCCUAUGGUGGUAUCCUCCGCCGCCAAUGCGAGAGUAGAAGCAAACGGAGGGGGGGGUUAUUUCCCAGACAACCCUUCUCGCACGCGAACGACGUUUAUUUCCAUGGAUGACAGCGUCAGCCUGCUUCAACAAAAAUUAGCCUGCCUGACAUUGACGUAUCCGCCGCCGAAUUCUACCAUUGAUUCGUUUGAUGGAAUGGCGGUUUUCGACCUCCGAAAAGUGUCUCGCGCAGCCAACGAUCUGCUAGCGCGCGGCGAGGAGUCGGCCGUCAAGUUUAGCGAUGAGGUUCACUCUGUCUCCCUAUCCCAUUCGCACCUCUUACCUCAGUUUUGCCUUCUUAAAAACACCGAUAGGAUCAUCGCGGUGGCGGUUUACACCGGCAACAACACCAAGUGCGGGAUGAACAAGCGAAAAACUCCAGUGAAGUGGGCAAGGAUUGAUCAAGACGUCAAUCGAUAUGCGAUGCUUAUUUUUCUGUUCCAAAUUAGUGUAUCCAUAGCCUUCGGCGCCAUCGCGAUGCAUAAAAACGAGAAUCUAGAGCAGCGGGUGUGGUAUUUACCACUUCAACGUGAUUCGAUGCCUUCCUUAUUUAUUGUAUACACGAUGCGUUUUUUUCUUCUGACGUCGGUUAUGAUACCGUUGUCGUUUAAGCUGGUGGUGGAUAUGAGCAAGUACUACAUGUCAAAGAUGGUGGCGUGGGAUAAGGUGAUGACGCACUCCGGAGUCGGCCCCAACGGCGACCGCGACGUGGGGUGCAGCGUGAAGAACUCGAGCAUCCUAGAAGACCUCGGCCAGGUCAACUACGUUCUCUCCGACAAAACCGGCACCCUCACGCAGAACGUCAUGACCCUCGCCCACGUCACCGUCGCGCCGGACCACCAAAUCUCCCUCGCCCAUCUCGACCUCCCAGGGGACGUCUGUGCGGCGGGCCGGCCGGGCGCGCGCCUCCCAGUGGAGUCCCCGGCCCUGGGCGGGCCCGCCACGGUGGCCGGGCGCGCGGAGGUCAUCCGCUGUGCCAGUGCGAUGGCGCUCUGCACCUCGGUGGAGGUCGUGCCCGUCCGGCGGCCCGUCAUGGAGGCCGCACCCGCGCGUCACAGCUCCUCGACCUCUCCCAGCCUCUCCACCUGUGCCAGCCCCUCCGUGUGUCGCAACCCGUCGGCGUACCCCUCCGUGGACCGCAGCCACGUCCUGCAGUUCACCUACCAGGCCGUCUCCCCUGACGAGGUCGCGCUCUGCUGCGGCGCGGCGAAACUUGGGGUAACGUUGCAGCGCCGGACCCCACACGAGGCGGUCCUCCGCGUCGCGGGGGAGGAUCACCGGUAUCGGAUCCACCAUGUCUUUCCCUUCUCGUCCGACACGCGGUCAAUGGGCAUCAUUGUCGAGCACGUCGUCACUGAACGGAUUCUGCUCCUCGUGAAGGGCGCCGACGAGCAGGUGGGUUCGAUGUUGCGGCAUCCUUUGCGGGAGACGCACCCGGAUAUGGUGAAGCAUCUUAGGGUGUACGCGAAGAGUGGACUUAGAGUGCUGCUGUUCGCGGAGCGGGAGUUCACGCGGACGGAGCUGGAUCUUUUUCUCUUUCGGCAACACCAGGCUGAGCUCGACCUCGUCGAGCGUCAGUUGGGCAUUGAUGCGAUUCGAAAGGAGAUAAUGUCUGAUUUAAUCCCAUCAGGCAUUACCGCCAUAGAAGAUAAGCUCCAGGAGAAUGUUCAGGCGACGAUCGAUAUGAUGUUGAAGGCGGGCAUUAAGGUCUGGAUGCUCACGGGCGAUAAAAUGGAGACUUCAGAGCAGAUUGCGCUUUCCUGUGGGUUGUAUAAACCGCACCACCGCGUUAUUCGUAUAGUGGAGAGUAGCGAUUCAAAUGAGGAUUGGGUGAAUAAUCUCAUCUCAAAUGACUUGAUUCCCGUAGCUUCACCCACUUAUUCCUCUCCCAUAUCCUCCGCCUUCAAGUCAGCUGAGGUGCUAAUUGUGCAAGGGGAGCGCGUUCUGGAUCGUAUUCUUUCGGAUAAGUUUCUUACGGAACGUUUUGAGAGGCUAGCCUCGUGCUGCUUGAGCGUCGUCUGCGUGCGUAUGACACCUAGGCAAAAGGCCGCGAUUUGUCAUUUUAUGCGAAAACGUGGCCAUAUCACGCUUGCUGUUGGUGACGGCGGCAACGACGUGUCAAUGCUGCAGGAAGCAAACGUUGGGGUAGGAAUUCUUGGAAAGGAAAGCGCGCAGGCCGCCCGCGCCGCUGACUUUUCCAUUGCUCAAUUUGACGACCUACGAUCUUUAGUAUUCUUCCAUGGCCAGCUUGCUUACGUCUGUACCGCCUAUUUAAUCAAGUAUAGUUUUUACAAAUCCAUGUUGAUUGCCUUUACCCAGCUCGCAUACACGGCAGUGUUUACUCGUUACUCCGGAAAGAGCUUCUGGACUAGUUUUAUGUUGCUCAUGUGGAAUGGGGUUUACACGCUCCCGCACACCCUGCUCUAUUGUCUUGAUCGUUGCGCACCGCGGGUGGUGCUGGAGCGCUUUCCAUCACUGUACAAUCUCACCCGUAAAGGGGCGGAUCUGAACUUCAAAGAGCUCUUUUGUUCCUACCUAUUUAGAGGAAUUCUACAAUCCGUCAUCCUGCUUUGGUUAUUAACAAAUGUCUUCGACAGUAGUUUUGUGUUUGCGCAGGGUGGGGAGACAGCAUCUUCGGAGAUUUACUUCACCGCGGCCUACACUAGUAUAUUACUUUCUCAGGUCAUUAUGAUCUACACGGAGUCGCACUCUGUGACAAUUUUAAACCUGCUUGUAGUGUUUUUUUUACCUGUUUUUUACCUGAUUAUAACCUUCAUUGAUUCGGAGCAUUCUUUCGAUUCUCAUAUUGGAGUGUUUACAAGAACUUUGCGCCCCCAUUACAUAAUUGCAGUGAUGGCGAUGACUGCUGCGCUAACGAUGCCGUGGGUUGUGUUGAUGUGCCUGCGCGAUUUUAUGCACCUCAACCGCAGAAAUAUUUUGCGAGCCGAGGCGUUGUCUAAGUGCAAACAGCUUUUGAAGUGUGAUGAUGUUUACAAAACCAAGCUUGAAAUCUGGCUUUAUCGCCUUUUGGGCUUUUUGCCAGAGCCAGAAAGCUUAUAUCUUUCUGAAAGCGAUAAUGCCCUCCUCCCAAAGGAAACUGAAAAGGCUGUUGAUGAAGACUCCUACGCCGAUUCACGAGAAAAGGAGAGAACCAAUUACGAAGAGUUUGGAAGGAUACUUAUUUCACCGAAGGCUAAAGUGGCGCCCACAAUUUGA